AUGGCGGCCAGAUAUGGCCGUGAGGUCUCAGAGGCGGCAUGGAGAAGGCGGCGAGUCUCCUUCAUGUGGCGUGAGAUUGGGAGGUACUUGCCGUUGGUGUCGGCGAACACCAGGUGGCUGAUUGGCGAUGGGCGGAGUAUUGAUGUGACUGCGGACCCAUGGGUGGACACCAUCCCACUGAGGUGUUGGCCGACCAUGAUCGAUGUUGAGGCAGUGGAGGGAUUGCGGGUCUUCGAUCUUCUUGCCCCAGGAGACUCAGCAUGGGAUGAUGAUAGGCUGCGACAGUUGUUCGGAGGACACCUAGCUGAGAGGAUCCGGUCCCUUCCAGUGCCAGGUUGUGGGGGGGCUGAUGUCAGGGUUUGGGGUACCUCUUGCCGGUCCAGUGUCAGACUGGGAGACCUUGCCAGGGUUAUCCAGCAGGAGCAUGAGUCGGGCCAGGAUUACACUUGGAUCUGGAGGUCCGGGCUUCACCCGAGGGCGGCACUCUUCCUUUGGAAGGUGGCAUGGGAUCGCCUUCCGACGAGGGCAGUGCUGAGUAGGCACGGUUGGGGGAUCCCUGCGGAGUGCGGGACAUGCAGCGUGGAGGAGUCGGUCGACCACGUGCUCUUCCAGUGUACGUGGGCGAGGUCGGCGUGGUUGUGGGCAGGGUUCCCGCAGGGGGUUUGGUGUGGGAGGCUUCAGUUUUUACGGAUGAUGCAGCAGUGGCUGGCCCGGCCGCAGAUAUGUCAGGAGGAUAUUCGAGCGACCUGCACAGCACAUCAGAUCUGGCUGGCGAGGAACGCCUGCACCCUUGGUGAGCGCAGGGUGUCACCGAGAUUUGUCUCAUACUGGAGCGCCCAGCUAGCUAUUGGGCUCAUACUGGAGCGCCCAGCUAGCUAUUGGGAACCUGUUGAAUCGCCUAUGCGCCUUUCUAGCGAAGAAGCGUAG
Phoenix dactylifera (date palm) is the source of this 927-nucleotide messenger RNA. Lineage: Eukaryota; Viridiplantae; Streptophyta; Magnoliopsida; Arecales; Arecaceae. The record is from RefSeq and is a predicted model, not a curated record.